Messenger RNA from Cotesia congregata, 1488 nucleotides. Lineage: Eukaryota; Metazoa; Arthropoda; Insecta; Hymenoptera; Braconidae. The record is from the annotation of a GenBank genome assembly.
AUGGAGUGCUCUCCAAGAAGAUCAAGAUCUUUGACUUUUGAUGUGCCCAGUCUGUUGGGAUCGUCUUACCCGCCAGCUUUAAAUUUUGUUGAAACUGAAAAUUCAGCAAUUAAAAACUCAUUACUAUCACUUGGAGCAAAAUGUAUUCAGUCAGGUACAAAUUUACCUCCGCAUGCAUGCAGUAUGGAUGACAACACUGAGUAUAGCAAGAAAGAAGCGUCAAGCUCUGGGGAAAAUAAAAUUAACGUUGCUACUAGUUGCAGUAGAUCAAAAAAAGCAAUUUUAGACGGCAUGAUGGACGUGUUUGGUUCUGUUAAAUCUUUUGUACGUAAGUUACCAAAUGUAGUAUCUAAUUUAAAUGAAGAAUUUUCUGUUACGGUUGUAUCCAACGGUGAUAAUAUUCCGUCGAGAGAUUUGUAUGUUAGUGUACCUUUAAGUAGUAAAGAAACUAUUCAAAUUAAUACGGACAUGGACACGAGUAUGAAAAUUGAUGAAGAACUCUCGAGAAACUCCGAGACUUUUAAGCCCAGCAGAUUUUUAUCCGAGAUUUUUUGCAAGCCGAGGAGCAAUUUACCUCAUAGAAAAUUUCUCAGCGCUGAUAAUAUCCAUCGACAGACCUGGAGUGAGCAUACUAAGCAUGCUGAGGAAUUGUUUGUUGAUGUGGCGUUUGAGGCGGCCUGUGAGGAAAGUAUUGGGAACAGUUUAUUUUCCGGUAAUGCCACAAUUGGUAAUAAUAAUACAAAAAUACUGGGCACACAGUCUGAAAGAAUGGAAAUUGAUGGAGAGGAUUUUGAUUUACUUGAUUUAUCAUGUCCGAACAGUGUACCUGAAAGCAAGGAUGUUGAAAUGAUCCAAAAAGAAUCGUUGGAGAUAUCUAUAUCAAAAAUAGAAAAUAAAAAUUCUAUUGAAUGCAAAUUUAACUCUAGAACUCGGGAAAUUUCAGAAAGUUCUGAUGGAUCUGGAGAUAGUUUUAUUGUAUUUGAGAAAUCUCAGGACAGUGAGUAUUGUUCGACCAGCGGGGAUGAUGAUGAUGAUGAUGAUGAUGAUGAUAGUGAAGAUACCGAUGAAGAUACCGAUGAAGAUUCUUACAAUAAAUUUACCGUAGAAUUUAAUUCAAAAUCUGACUUCAGAUCUAGACGCUACUCUGAAAGUUCUGUUGACUCUGAUAGUUGUGUUGAUGACACAGAUUUUAUUAUGUUUAAAGAUGUUUCUCCGUCAAAAUGUCCUGUUGAAUAUUCAGCUCUUGAUGAUUCACCUGGUGAAAGAAGAGAAUCAAAAGUACGUUUUGAUCCAAAGCCGUUGAUUCACACGAUGAUUAAAUGGAACUAUGCAUAUCGAGCAGCUCGCAAAGGACCUUGGGAAGAGAUUGCGAGAGACCGCGAGCGUUUUAGGAAUAGAAUAAAUUUAAUAGGUCGUGUUAUUAAUCCUAUUUUAACUGCGGAACAUCGACAGAACAUUCGGCAGAUACGUUUUGAUUUUCAAGACUGA